AUGGCGCUUCGAUUCUCAUGCGCUCUCCUGGCAGGCAGUGCGAUGCACUCCUACCUCGCCUCCUCCUCCGCAAACGCCGCCCCAGCGAGCAAGCCAUACCUGACGCCGUACGCCACCAACCCGCGCAACAGUCGAGUCUUCUUCGACGUGGCGGAGCAGGGCGGGUCCUCCUUUUUCGGCAUGGCAACCCAGGAGUCGAUUGGGCGGAUCGAGUUUGAGCUGUUUGACGACACCGUCCCCGUCACGGCGAGGAGCUUUCGCGAGCUGUGCCGGGGAACUAGCAGCACGUCCCCAGACGGUAAGCCGCUCACCUACAAGGGCUGCGCCUUUCACCGCAUCAUCCCAGACUUUAUGAUUCAGGGUGGCGACAUCACGAAGGGCAACGGCACCGGCGGCUGCUCCAUCUACGGCACGCGCUUCAAGGACGAGUCCUUCGACGGCAAGGCCGGCAAGCACAAGGGUCCCGGUAUUCUCUCCAUGGCCAACGCCGGUCGCAAUACCAACGGCUCGCAAUUCUUCAUUUGCACCAUAGCGUGUCCGUGGCUGGAUGGGCGCCACGUCGUCUUUGGUCAGGUUCUCCACGGCUACGAACAUGUCAAGAAACUGGAGAGCUACGGCGCGCCGCACGGUAAGCCCAGCAAGACCGUGCUCAUUAGCGACUGCGGCGUGCUGAAGGAGAUGGAACUCUAG
Messenger RNA from Leishmania mexicana MHOM/GT/2001/U1103, 690 nucleotides. RefSeq names its product putative cyclophilin. Gene Ontology annotation, molecular function: peptidyl-prolyl cis-trans isomerase activity. The transcript has a single exon. The record is from RefSeq and is a predicted model, not a curated record. Gene Ontology annotation, biological process: protein peptidyl-prolyl isomerization; protein folding. Bases 1 to 690 code for a protein of 229 amino acids. NCBI's taxonomy places the organism in Eukaryota, Euglenozoa, Kinetoplastea, Trypanosomatida, Trypanosomatidae.